Malassezia pachydermatis is the source of this 1446-nucleotide messenger RNA. Its product is annotated as origin recognition complex subunit 5-like protein. The coding region runs from base 1 to 1446 and encodes 481 amino acids. Lineage: Eukaryota; Fungi; Basidiomycota; Malasseziomycetes; Malasseziales; Malasseziaceae. Gene Ontology annotation, biological process: DNA replication initiation; DNA replication. Gene Ontology annotation, cellular component: nuclear origin of replication recognition complex; nucleus. Gene Ontology annotation, molecular function: DNA replication origin binding. The transcript is spliced from 3 exons. The record is from RefSeq and is a predicted model, not a curated record.
AUGGCAUUCGCGGCGGAUGUCCCAGCGAGCGUCGCAUGGGGCCAGCCUGCGCAGACAUUCCUCAAUAUACUGGGGGAGCCUACACAGCCAAGCCCACCAUCGGUGCUAUUGUAUGCACCAACGAGCCCACGGUCCGCCUCGGCGUGGCUGCGCGAGACCCUGCAGCAGUACGUCGCCCAGCAUGCGGAGGUAGGCAUCGUUCAUAUCUCCCCGCUUUUACAAUGCACACCAAGACUGCUGUAUGCGCAUGUCCUUCGCGAACUUCGUGACGAUGGCGAGGCGUGCUCGGAUGCUGGCACAUUCGUACAGCGACUGAGUGUCUUGGCCUCCCGCCUGGCCAAGAUGGUCCUCGUAGUCCAUGAGGCAGAACGGACACGCGAUUUAUGGCCUGAGCAUGUAUGGGAAAUGUGGCCUAUCCUUGCAGAGAUGACACGCCAGCCUGGGCAGGUCAUGGUCGUGUACGUAUCGUCGCUGCCAUGGUCGUUCUACCGCAGUAUAUCGGGUCGCACGAUCUCCGUGACGCCUCUCCUCCUCCCGUGGAUGGGGCUCGGACGAAAUGAUAUGCUGGAACUAUUGGCAUCUGAUGCCUCCCUUGCACUACGUGAUGCACCCGCUGACGUCAAUAUGACUCUGUACCAAAACGUCGUCAGCGACGAGUACGAAAUGCGACUGCUCUGUGCAAGCGUAUGGAAAGCACUCAUGGCUAUUGUACGAAAGGGCGCGAAGCCGGGAUUGCAUGAUCUCAUGCCGCAUGUAAGUGAAUGUUGCCGAGACGCGCUGGCGCGGAUCGUCCCACGCACGGUCGGACCUUCGGCAUGGGUCGAGCAUCGUACGUCGCCAGCGUCGUUACCGUCGUCGCAUACCCCUCCAUUACCUCCACGCACAGGCUACGGAGCCACCCAAGCCUUCCUCCUGAUUGCAGCUUAUAUUGCCUCGUACAAUCCAUCGAAAACCGAUGCAAAACACUUUGUUCGUGAGUUGGGCGCGUCGCGGAAACGCCGACGAACCAAGGCGCAAAAAGCGGCAGAUGCAGCCUUGCUGGAAACAGAAGGCAAGAAAGAAAUGUGGGACCGGACCAAGUACUGGGGCCCCCACUCGUUUUCAUUGGAGCGACUCCUUGCUAUAUACCAGGCCCUUCUCGUGGAUUUCAAGCAGGACUUGAACGAAGAUGGACUUCCCGCAUCGAUGGAACGCUCGGUACGGACUGCGCACAACAAGGCUGAGCAGCAUUGGGAAUACGUCGCAGGCGAGUUCUGGAGCCGCUCCUCAACGACAUUGGCAGAGCUGAAUGAGCUCGUCCGUCAGCAGCUCAUUGUGCGUGUGUCACCGGCGAACAAACUCAGUGCGAUGCAGUAUCGUGUCAAUGCUUCGUUUGAGUACGUACGGCAAGUCGCGCACACCGUUGGCUUUCCUCUCAAUGUCUGGCUUUGGGAUGCCUACAUCUAG